Messenger RNA from Paramuricea clavata, 4423 nucleotides. NCBI's taxonomy places the organism in Eukaryota, Metazoa, Cnidaria, Anthozoa, Malacalcyonacea, Plexauridae. The record is from the annotation of a GenBank genome assembly.
AUGUACGAUUAUCGUGAAUAUCACUUAGGAAACGAAGGUCUUGAAAUGUGUGCUUCCAAUGAUUCAAGAAUUCAGGCCAUUUGGAGAACUCGAACUUCGUGGGAAAAGUUUAAAGACCAGUAUACAUGCCGCGGAUCUGUUGAUAAAUUAUCCGAAGCAAGGUACUAUACCGUGAAUAAGCAGUUCACUGUCUAUGGCGCAGCUCGGAGUCAAUAUUUCACAAGAAAUGACUAUGGGGUAAAAGACGGUAAACUUUAUAUAUGCAAAGAAAAGUUCAAACCCACAUCAACAGAGUAUACCCAGGAAGAUCUAUUAAUGUGCAACGAUUCAAUCAUCAAUAUAAAAUACGAUGAUGAAUACAAAGUUCGGACAGACUUUUCUAUACUCUAUAAGAACAAGGUGUACGAUUAUACUGAGUAUCGAGUUCUGAAUGAUAGCAUAAAGAUUUGCAACUCCACUGAUAAAUACGUCAAGAAUAUUUGGAAAGUACGCAAUAAAUGGCUAAAGGCGACAAUGCAUCGUAAAAGUUGCAAUAAACACAUUAGAACCUUGUGGUUUUACCGAAAGUAUUACACUGUGAAUAAGCAGUUCACUGUCUAUUUGGGAAGUCGUGGUCAAUAUUUCACAAGAAAUGACUAUGGGGUGCACGGCGGUAAACUUUAUAUAUGCAAAGAAAAGUUCAAACCCACAUCAACAGAGUAUACCCAGGAAGAUCUAUUAAUGUGCAACGAUUCAAUCAUCAAUAUAAAAUACGAUGAUGAAUACAAAGUUCGGACAGACUUUUCUAUACUCUAUAAGAACAAGGUGUACGAUUAUACUGAGUAUCGAGUUCUGAAUGAUAGCAUAAAGAUUUGCAACUCCACUGAUAAAUACGUCAAGAAUAUUUGGAAAGUACGCAAUAAAUGGCUAAAGGCGACAAUGCAUCGUAAAAGUUGCAAUAAACACAUUAGAACCUUGUGGUUUUACCGAAAGUAUUACACUGUGAAUAAGCAGUUCACUGUCUAUUUGGGAAGUCGUGGUCAAUAUUUCACAAGAAAUGACUAUGGGGUGCACGGCGGUAAACUUUAUAUAUGCAAAGAAAAGUUCAAACCCACAUCAACAGAGUAUACCCAGGAAGAUCUAUUAAUGUGCAACGAUUCAAUCAUCAAUAUAAAAUACGAUGAUGAAUACAAAGUUCGAACUGACUUUUCUAUACUCUAUAAGAACAAGGAGUACGAUUAUACUGAGUAUCGAGUUCUGAAUGAUAGCAUAAAGAUUUGUAACUCCACUGAUAACUACGUCAGGAAUAUUUGGAAACUACGCAAUAAAUGGGUAAACACGAGAAUGCAUGAAAAAAGUUGCAAUAAACCAAUUAGAACCUUGUGGUUGUACCGAAAGUAUUACACUGUGAAUAAGCAGUACACUGUCUAUUUCGCAGCUACGAGUCAAUAUUUCACAAGAAAUGACUAUGGGGUGAAAAACGGUAGACCUUAUAUAUGCCAAGAAAAGUUCAAACCCACAUCAACAGAGUAUACCCAGGAAGAUCUAUUAAUGUGCAACGAUUCAAUCAUCAAUAUAAAAUACGAUGAUGAAUACAACGUUCGAACUGACUUUUCUAUACUCUAUAAGAACAAGGUGUAUGAUUAUACUGAGUAUCGAGUUCUGAACGAUGGCAUAAAGAUUUGCAACUCCACUGAUAACUACGUCAGGAAUAUUUGGAAACUACGCAAUAAAUGCAUGGUAAACGCGAGAAUGCAUGAAAAAAGUUGCAAUAAACCAAUUAGAACCUUGUGGUUUUACCGAAAGUAUUACACUGUAAAUAAGCAGUUCACUGUCUAUUUGGGAAGUCGUGGUCAAUAUUUCACAAGAAAUGACUAUGGGAUGAAAAACGGUAAACUUUAUAUAUGCCAAGAAAAGUUAAGAUCCUCAUCAACAGAGUAUACCCAGGAAGAUCUACUAAUUUGCAAGGAUUCAAUCAUCAAUAUAAAAUACGAUGAUGAAUACAAAGUUGGAACUGACUUUUCAAUAAUCUAUAAGAACAAGGUGUACGAUUAUACCGAGUAUCGAGUUCUGAAUGAUGGCGUAAAGAUUUGUAAUUCCACUGAUAACUACGUACGAAAUAUUUGGAAACUACGCAAUAAAUUGGUAAAGGCGAGAAUGCAUGAAAAAAGUUGCAAUAAAUCCAUUACAUACAUUCAGUUCGGUCGAAAGGAAUACACUGUGCUUAAGGAUUUCAGAGUUCAGAUUUUGGCAACAAAGCAGCUGAUAAGAAAGUACGGUUUAGGAGUUGAAGGUGGACUUAUAACAUGUGUGACGGAAUGCGCCAAUUUUACCUUUUCUAUAAAGUAUGAAGAUGACUACAGAGUUUGGAACAACUUCUCAAUGAUGUACCAAGGUCGAAUGUACUCUUAUGAUGCGUACAGAAUAACGGACGAUGGUCUACAAGUUUGUAAUUCUUCUGACCGUCUCAUUAAAGAAAAAUGGCGGAAUUUCAUUGUUGCGGAAAAGAUAAAGACAGCUUUCAAACAUUGUAAUGUAUAUGUGGACGGUUUUUAUUCCGAAAAUUACACACUACAUACAAACUUUACUGUUUUCUUCAAACCUACCAAUCAAAAAUUUAGAAGGCAAGAUUACGGAGUGAUUAUGGGGUAUUUUGCAAUUUGUUCAAGAAAGCUCAGAUUGUCCUGCAACGGUUAUUUGUCCAAAGUGAAGUACGAUGAACAAUACAACGUUUUUGAAAACUUUUCGCUGUUUCACCAUAACAAAACAUACGAUUAUCGCGAAUAUCGAUUCAGCCACGACAGUCUUGAAAUGUGUGGUUCCAAUGAUUCAAGAGUUCAGGCGAUUUGGAGAACGCGAAAUUCGUGGCAAAAGUCUUUACCCGCAUCCUGUUAUCGUUCUUAUACAUUAAAUGCAAGAUACUACACUGUGACAAAGCAGUUUGCUGUGUAUUCGGCAGAUAACGGUCAAUAUUUCAAAAGAAAUGACUAUGCGGUGAUAGACGGUAAACCUUAUGUAUGCGGCAAAGAAAAUUUGAGACCAAUUUACGUAAUUUCAAACUUUAAGAUUAUUAUAGCACCAUUAUGUGCUUUAGCGCUUUCUAUUAUUUCUUUGCUAUUGUUGUUGAUAGUUUACUGCAUGCUUCCAGAACUGCGCACACUUCCUGGUUUGAAUUUAAUGAGUUUUAGCUUCGCCUUGCUGUUGUGGCAGACUUACCUUGUUGUAUUUUUGUCACUGUAUUCUCGUGUAGGUAAACUGUUUGAGAUACCGUGUGCUAGGCUGUUUGUAGCAAAUAAGUUUAUGACGUAUAGUAUAAUUAUGAAUGCUGCGGUUAAUAUCUAUCACUUAAGAAAAACCUUUUGUGGCAAUACUCUAGUGAAAUCUGAUGAACUGAAGAAGUGGAACAGGUUUUUGAAGUAUACUCUCGUUAGCUGGGGAGUUCCCGUCAUUAUAACGAUUGUUUACAUUGUACUAGUAAAGGAAGAUGUUAUAAGGUUUGAUCAACCUAUUGUGUCUGUGAAGAACGAUGUUCAGUCAAGCUCAAAGUUUUAUCAACGCAUUGUAUUUGCGAAUGGAGAUGCGACGGCAUAUAAAAUAAGGAUUUUUCACCGUAUCGCAUCAUUGAAGGGAGAUGUUCGUCGGUCAAAGUUGAGGUUAAAUCAAAGCACUGUAGCAAGGAUUUAUCAACCUAUUAUAUCUUUAAAGAAAGAUGUUCAGUCAAGCUUAAAGUUUUAUGAACGUAUUGUAUUUGCGAAUGGAGAUGGGAAGGAAGAUGAUGCAAGGAUUUAUCAACAGAUCUCUGGAGAUUGUAUCAAUGGUCAAAUUACUCCCGAUUGGUCAGCUGCUGUUGAUGUAUAUGGUAUUCAAGGUUGUCUUUUGUUGUACAUUAUUGGAAUGUUCAUCUUCACUGCUUAUCGAAUUCACCAAAAACUCAAGGCCAGCAGGAAUAUUGCACAGAAAUCGAAUAUUGUUAAGCGUCGCAAAUUUGUCAUAUUGCUCAAGCUGUCGGCCACUGCAGCGUUUGCCUUAAGUUAUUGGUUUCCUCUCUUCAUAUCUAGAAUCGUGGAUUUUGAUUUCGAGAUAAAGAUAGCGUUGUAUACUGUAGCGUUGCUUACUGGUGCUACAUUGGUAUUGCGUUUGUCUUCACACGAAGAAAUUAUCAGUUGCUCAAGAAAAAAUAUUUCCCGGCAAAGAAUAAUCCGCCAGUUAACGAAAUUCCACUGAAUAGACUAUAGUAGAAGUAAGUCGGCUGUGUAAGUGUAAAUAAGUAAUUAAGUAAGCAAGCAAGUUAAGCAGGCAUGCAAGCACGUAUUAAUAUAUAUAUAUAAAGAAAACAUGUGUGUAUAUAGAAUAAGUAAUUAAACAGUAAUUAAUGAACAGUGAUUAAUUUGAAAUCUGGUCUGUAAUCAUGUACACCACUUGUAAAAAAGGCAACGUAUUCGAC